GUCACAUCCGCGUCCGCCUCUUUCAUGUCGGCCAUCUCUUCCGUUGGGCCGUCAUCCCUGCUGCAGAGCGCCUACUCUGUUCAGAUGCUGGCGCUUACCAGGAAUCUCUCAUCCCCGGGCAUCAGCGCGCUCUACCGCAACGUCACUGGCUACCUGGGUUGGUCCAUUCUGGGCUUCAAGGAAAAGUUCCCGUUAUUUAGUACCACCAAGCAGACCGUCAACAUGACAGAAAAGGUCCUUACAGAACUUCAGCUAAGCAAAGCGACAGCCGACGAGGCUACGACCAGCAGAGGCGAUCCGCCGACGGUGACAGCUUUGCCCCCUCCCCUGCUUGUGCGGGCCUCCCGAAGACAA
Astrephomene gubernaculifera is the source of this 354-nucleotide messenger RNA. NCBI's taxonomy places the organism in Eukaryota, Viridiplantae, Chlorophyta, Chlorophyceae, Chlamydomonadales, Astrephomenaceae. The record is from the annotation of a GenBank genome assembly.